GCUUUUAUAUUAUGUAGUUUACAUUUAUUUAGAUGAUAAAUAUUUUUUUAUAAGACAAACAAAUACAAUACGCAUAUAAUGCAACAACAAAGCAUAACAGAUGCAGAUAUGGUUAAUGAUAUCGUUAUUUCAAAAAAAAGAUCACGAUCAGUGGAAGAGGAGUAUUCAGAUGAAGAUGUUAAAGUAAAGGUUGCAAGAAAAGAACAGAGUAAAGAACGAUUUGCUAGAGAAAAUCAUAGUGAGAUAGAAAGACGUCGCAGAAAUAAAAUGAAUGCUUACAUAAAUGAGUUAUCUGAUAUGGUACCUUCAUGCAAUGGUCUUGUUCGUAAACCAGAUAAACUGACAGUAUUGAAAAUGGCUGUUAAUUAUAUGAAAUCUUUACAUGGUUCAUCAAAUAAAGAUGAAGAUUUAAAACCAACAUUUCUCUCUGAUGAGGAGCUUAAACAUUUAGUGCUUGAGGCAACAGAUGGCUUUUUAUUUGUGGUUUUAUGUAAAACCGGCAGGCUAAUUUACAUAUCAGAUGCAAUAACACCUGUUCUUAAUCAGCUUCAGAAUCAUUGGAUUAACCGAAAUCUUUUUGAUCUUGUUCAUCCUGAAGAUAAAGAUAAACUAAGGGAUCAGCUUGACGUUUCUAUUUCAAAAGACACAAGAAUAAUCGAUUUAAAAACUGCAAGCAUUAAAGCUGUUGGAAAUAAUGAAAAUUGUUUGAAGAGUGGCUCGCGGCGAAGCUUUUUGAUUCGGAUGCGGUGUGGUGAUGUACAAAAUGAGAAGUCCGAAAAUGACAUUCAUGAAGUAAACAAUUGUAAUGAUAAACGUGUCAUUUACCAAGAUAAAAUAUACUCAGUUGUUCAUUGCACAGGCUAUAUAAGGAAUAUUGAAGAUGGAAUACUGAGCGAUUUAUCAUGUAACACAGAACAAAAAAGUAAAGAAGAUUUUCUUUGUUUAAUUGCUAUUGGUAGGUUGCAACCAACCAGUAUGCCAACUAGUAAAGAUAUAUUAGACUCUUCUUCUCCGUGUGAGUUCAUAACUAGACAAACUUUGGAUGGGCGAUUCAGUUUUAUUGAUCAAAGGGUCACUGAUGUUCUUGGAUAUCGCCCUAUAGAUUUACUGGGAAAGCUAUGUUUUGAUUUUUAUCUUCAUGAGGAUGCCAAAUACAUGUCUGAGAACUAUGAUCAAGUAAUAAAACUUAAAGGGCAACCGUUAUCAGUUCGAUUUCAUUUCAAGCAUCUAAAUGGAGAGCCUAUCCUUGUUCGAUCUAGUUGUUGCAGUUUUCAAAAUCCUUAUACAGAUGAAGCUGAAUAUAUUAUAUGCAAUAAUACUGUUAUUAAGGACAUUCAAGCGCCCGUCAACCGGACACCUGAGAAUCCAUUAAAAUAUUUAUCUGCAAAAGAUCCAACAAAUAAGUUUCCAAACACAUCAAUUAUUCAAGAAAAACCUGGAUUCAAUAUACAUUCAUCACAUCAUGGUUUUCAAAAAGAUAACAAUUUAUGCGAGUCACAAGUUUUAAAAAUGAAACGACGGUUUUCAGGAAUUUCUGAGCCAUCUACCAUAAAAUGCACUGUAUCGCAAUCAGUUGUUCCCACUUGUGAUGAAAUUAUCAACACCACACAGAAAAUACGAGCGAGUGGUAUUUUAGCUAAUAUGGCGCGUAAGCUACAACAGGAGAAUAACUAUUCUACGCCACCUUCGUCUGGGUGUUCUUACCUUUUCCAUGCACAACCACAAUAUAACAUGACAGUUAAUGAAAUUCCUUCAUUAGUUUCUCCAGAAUUGAAAAAUGAAGAAAUCAAUGGACUUGACAAUAAUUAUUUGUCUUCUCAUAAAAUAAUAAAUGCACGUGAUGCAAACAUAUCUAAUCUACAUGAAUCUUCUAUAUUAUUAGAAAAUGAUAAAUUGCCUCGUUGUGAGUUGUAUAAGCAAUUAAACGAAAAUAAUACAGAAACCAAUUUGCUUUUCUGGAACAACCCAGGUUGGACUUAACUUGUCAAACGCUUAGCAUCAAAAUGUGGUGAAAUCUAUUAAUAAAUGCUGUGCAUCCUUAUUUACAAAUAUUUACUCAGCAACAAAAGUAUGCAAGAAAAAGUUUUUGUUUGGUUUUUUUAUCUGUCAAACGGCGUGACAAUAAUUUUAUUUGUGAAAGUUUUAUACUUUUUCACGGUUGGCGAAUAAAAUGAAGCGUUUAAAAGCUUUAUUUUUAAAAAUUAUCUAUAAGAUCAUGAUAUGCUGCUAAAACGUUUUCAUUGAAGAUAAUUUAAAGUUCAUAAAGAAAUUAUACUUCGUAUUAUUACGAUGUUCUGACAUCGUUUUAUUUUGUUUUUUACGUUUUAUAUACAAAUAAUAAGAAAAUUUUAUUAAAAAGUACGUAAUAAAAAUGCGUAAAUAGAAGAUGUGUAAAUUUUCUUAUUCUUUUAUGUUUAUAAAUAAAAUGUUAGUUAA
This is a messenger RNA of Hydra vulgaris (swiftwater hydra), 2436 nucleotides long. RefSeq names its product aryl hydrocarbon receptor nuclear translocator 2. Gene Ontology annotation, biological process: regulation of transcription by RNA polymerase II. The record is from RefSeq and is a predicted model, not a curated record. NCBI's taxonomy places the organism in Eukaryota, Metazoa, Cnidaria, Hydrozoa, Anthoathecata, Hydridae. Gene Ontology annotation, cellular component: transcription regulator complex; nucleus; cytoplasm. Gene Ontology annotation, molecular function: RNA polymerase II cis-regulatory region sequence-specific DNA binding; DNA-binding transcription factor activity, RNA polymerase II-specific; protein dimerization activity.